Staurois parvus is the source of this 355-nucleotide messenger RNA. The record is from the annotation of a GenBank genome assembly. Lineage: Eukaryota; Metazoa; Chordata; Amphibia; Anura; Ranidae.
GUCCGGGGAGAGCGGAUAUAGUGAAUGCGGGGUCUGGGGAGAGCGGAUAUAGUGAAUGCGGGGUCCGGGGAGAGGGGAUAUAGUGAAUGCAGGGUCCGGGGAGAGCGGAUAUAGUGAAUGCAGGGUCUGGGGAGAGCGGAUAUAGUGAAUGCGGGGUCCGGGGAGAGCGGAUAUAGUGAAUGCGGGGUCCACGGGAGAGCGGAUAUAGUGAAUGCGGGGUCCGGGGAGAGCGGAUAUAAUGAAUGCGGGGUCCGGGAGAGCGGAUAUAGUGAAGGCGCCGGGCGGUGUCCGGGGAGAGCGGAUAAGUGAAUGCGGGGUCCGGGGAGAGCGGAUGUUUGGGAUAGGAUAAAGUGAA